GGCCGGGGUGGGGGCUGCGCCGCCGGGCGGUCAGGGCCAAGGCCGCGCUCCCGGAUCGCCUGGAGGGUGGGCGCCGCGCGCCCCUGCAGCCCCCGGUGCGCCCGUGCUCGGGCGGUGGGGCCAGACCCCCCGGAGUCGGAGCGAGCCCGAUCCUGGGAUCUUUCCCUUUGGUUCUGCUGGCGACCGGUCUCCCCGCCCCCGGGGCCUAACCCCAAGUCGAGGGUUCGCGGGUUAGCGGCCGGCCAGCCGGGGAAACGUGAUAAGAGCCGUGUGGUUCUCCGAAGGCGAUUCUGAUGCAACUCUCGGCCUCCUGAUCGCCUCUCCCGGCGUCUGCCUGAGGACGGCCCUGGAGCAUCUUUGGAGUUGGGCAUCAUGCUGAGCCUGAAGAGGGGGCUGCAGGGGGCAACGGCCCCGUGACUGUGACUGUGACCGUGACCGUGACCUGUGACCUGUGACCGAGACCAGCCGCUACUUCUACGUUCCAGCCAGCUGGCCCCCAGACACCCAGAGCCCCAGAAAGCCCCCGACAGGUCCCGUGCAGUCCAUGUGGUUUGAAGACCGCGGGAAGGAACCGAUGGCUUUAGCAGGCGGCCCAGAUUCCUUCCUGCACCAUCCGUACUACCAGGGUCAGGUGGAGCAGACACCGCCUCACCGUCCUGGGGACCUGGCAGGACCCGGCUUCCCAGCGCCGCCCGACCGGCUGGCGGGGCACCAAGAGGACGACGUGGACCUGGAGGCACUGGUGAACGACAUGGACGCGUCCCUGGAGAGCCUGUGCGCAGCCUCGGAGACGGCGCCCCUCCUGCACAACGGCCAGCACAGCCGCGGCCCGGCCCCCGGAGCCAGGGUCCUGCAGCCACAGGCGGCCCCGAGGCAGAGGGUGCAGCGGUCCCAGCCCGUGCGAAUCCUCGCCGUCAGGCGCCUGCAGGAGGAAGACCCCCACUUGAGGACCUCGUCGCUGCCAGCCAUCCCCAACCCUUUCCCCGAGCUCUGUGGCCCCGGGAGCCCCCCUGCGCUCACACCUGGCUCCUUACCUCCUGGCCCGGCUGCCGCGAAGCAGGAUGUUAAAGUCUUCAGUGAAGACGGGACGAGCAAAGUGGUGGAGAUUCUGGCAGACAUGACGGCCAGGGACCUGUGCCAGUUGCUGGUUUACAGAAGUCACUGUGUGGACGACAACAGCUGGACGCUGGUGGAGCACCACCCGCACCUGGGAUUAGAGCGGUGCUUGGAAGACCAUGAGCUGGUGGUCCAGGUGGAGAGCACCAUGGCAAGUGAAAGUAAAUUUUUAUUCAGGAAGAAUUAUGCAAAAUACGAGUUUUUCAAAAAUCCCAUGAAUUUCUUCCCAGAACAGAUGGUUACGUGGUGCCAGCAAUCCAACGGCAGUCACACCCAGCUUUUGCAGAAUUUUUUAAACUCCAGUAGUUGUCCUGAGAUUCAAGGGUUUUUGCAUGUGAAGGAGCUGGGAAGGAAAUCGUGGAAGAAGCUGUAUGUGUGUUUGCGGAGAUCUGGCCUGUACUGCUCCACAAAGGGAGCUUCGAAGGAGCCCAGACACCUGCAGCUGCUGGCCGAGCUGGAGGACAGCAGCAUCUUCUCCCUGAUUGCCGGCAGGAAGCAGUACGGAGCCCCCACGGACUAUGGCUUCUGCAUAAAGCCAAACAGAGUCAGGAACGAGGCUAAGGAGCUGCGCUUGCUCUGUGCCGAGGAUGAGCAUAGCCGGACAUGCUGGGUGACAGCCUGCAGGCUCCUCAAGUAUGGGAUGCUCCUUUACCAGAACUACAGAAUCCCACAGCAGAGGAAGGCCAUGCUGUCCUCCUUCUCGACUCCAGUGCGCAGCGUCUCUGAGAACUCCCUUGUGGCAAUGGAUUUCUCUGGGCAAACGGGAAGAGUAAUUGAGAAUCCAGCUGAGGCCCAGAGCGCAGCCCUGGAAGAAGGCCACGCCUGGAGGAAACGAAGCACGCGGAUGAAUAUCCUAGGUAGCCAAAGCCCCCUCCACCCUUCCGCCCUCAGUACAGUGAUUCACAGGACGCAGCACUGGUUCCACGGCAGGAUCUCCAGGGAGGAGUCGCACCGGAUCAUUAAACAGCAGGGACUCGUGGACGGGCUCUUUCUCCUCCGUGACAGCCAGAGUAAUCCAAAGGCAUUUGUCCUCACACUGUGUCAUCAUCAGAAAAUUAAAAAUUUCCAGAUCUUACCUUGCGAGGAUGACGGGCAGACAUUCUUCAGCCUUGACGACGGGAACACCAAAUUCUCUGACCUGAUCCAGCUUGUUGACUUUUACCAGCUGAACAAAGGGGUCCUGCCUUGCAGACUGAAGCACCACUGCAUCCGAGUGGCCUUAUGACCUCAGAUCUAGCCUGGCUGCAGGCCAGUGGGCGCUGACACUGGACUGAAGAGGCCUGUGCAUCCUUCAGCACACGUCUGUCUGCACCCUAGGGCUCGGAGCAAGACGGUGCAUUUGGCGCCGGCUGACCACAAUCGACUCAUCUGUUGGACUUGACGGUGGUUUGCUGCUGCAGAUGCAGCAGGGCUGCCCCUCUCUCCCUGGCCUCAUCGGGGAGGGCAGGAGAGAGCAGAUUAUUCGAGAGUAAACUGGAAUGAUGGUCUUGGCUGGGCCAUGGAGGAGCGCUAGCCAGAGAGAAGUGAUUGGAAGUGAGCGCUUGCCCUGGAAUAAUCUUGACAAUUAAAACCGAUAUGUUUACUUUUUGUAUUGCUCCCUUUUUUGCACUCCUUGUUUCAAUGUUGUAUUCAGCUUAUGGCAGGAGGGGCCGUGGCUUUUCCGUGUGUACGAGAUGUGGAGACACUUGAAAGGGGGCAGCCCCCAGAGGCUGACCGUGUUUGCAGAGGGUGGUGCGUAGGCUCUGCACGUCACUCCCAGACAGCAGGCACCCAGCCCCCCCGUAUACUUGAAAGCGUUUUGAGAUAAAAGGUGUUCUUGAGGUAGGCCCAUGGUGUGCUGCGUGGCCAGAGGCGACCCAGGCUGCCACCCCCGCUCUGACCAUCCCCGACUCGUGCUGCCCACCUUCCGUCCACGUGUCGUCUUGCUCCCCCGCUGCUGGACACGUGUUUCUUUGGAAAACUCGCUGUCCCUCAACACGGAGGGGCUGAGUGGCGGCCCCUCGUUGGCCACAGGCCAGCCUUCCUAAUUACAGCGAGUGCCCGUCGCCCGUCUGCCCCACCUUCCAGCCUGCUCUAGAACCAUCGCUGCCUUACCCCUCUGCAGUGGUGCCAGCCUUCCAGGGCUGCUCUUCCUGCCCUGGGGGCUCUGAGGAUCUGAAAGGAGGUGGCACCUGCGUGGCCGGGUUUCCAUGGUGACAGAGGGCAGCCCCACAGGGGACGGUCUCUCUUGGUGGCCUCCAUCCUGCUGGCAGCCCAGGGGCCAUCCGCUGCAAGGCCGCAGGUGGUUCCUCCACGGGCCCAGGUCCAGCGGCCCCCACGGCGGGGCUGGCCUUGGACAGGUUAGCAACGCAGCGCUGUGUGCUGCUCCAGGAACUGAGUCAGACGGUGGCCUGAGAUGUCCCCACCCUCCGCCCUGCCCAGUGGCCGAGUCUUCCGGCGUGCAGGCCGCCGUUCCUCUGCCUUUGAUCCCUGCAGAGCAGAAAGGGCUCCCCUGACAGCAUGCAUGCCGCUUGCUGAAAGAUGACUUCGUCCCCAGAUCAUAGCAGCCAUGCUUCCCUGGCCCCUCUGGACCAUGCUGGCUGCCAGAUCCCUGGACUGCCCACUGCAGCACUUCCCAAGGGAGACGUGCGGCCUAGGACACAGUGACGCGUACCCGCUGUACCUCAGUUCGUGGUAUAGACACUGUAUUUUAGUUGACAAGACACACUCUACUUAUUUUCCAUGAAGUGUCUACUUAGACAAAUGAAGAAUUUUUAGUAAAAUAUGUUUUUAACCAUGAACGUUCAAUGGCUUUUUUUGUUUUGUUUUGUUUUGUUUUUUGGGGGGGUUUUUGGUUGUUUUCUAGCCUGUUAAUCUUUCCAACAGUUGACAAUUAGGUAAUUUUCAACUCAUACCUGGCAGUCUGCUUCCCCUGGAGGGACUGAUGCUUCAGUUAUACUAGUAGACAUUUUUCUCUUUACCAGUUGGAGGUAAAGCCUUUCAAAAACAAAAAAUCCAGCAAAAAAAAAAAUAAAUAAAAAGCCACCUCUCCAGUUUCUUUUUUCUGUUUACAUAGACCAGUCUCCACCAGUGAGAUGAGACUCACUCAGUAGACAGCUAGUAUCUGCAGUAUUGCGUAUUUAUAAAUACACCUUGUAUUUAAAAAGAGAACUAAAGCUUGACUCUGACGCACGGUUCUGUGUGUACCUCCUGGCCACAGUGAACUGUCACAAAGUGUGACCCUCCCAGGGCCCCUUGUACCAGGCCACUCGGGAUCCACCUGCCAUUGGGCAGCCCCUUGCAGGAGGUGGGCGUCCAGCUGGGCAAGCCAGGGGCUGAAGGACAUUCGACUUUUAUUUUUGUAUUUAAAUGACAUGAAUGUAAACGGAACAGCUCAGGGUCAUUUCGGAGCCUGUUGACUUUUUAUCUCUUCCUGUGAUUUUCUGUUGUGAACAGAAACUCCAUGUAGCAACCUGGACUGAAUUGAGAAAGAAAACGCCAAAUGCUUUGGGGAUAAUGCUAAGUAGGAGAGCUUUGUGACCUUAUGUGUUAGAGUUUCAGAAUGUUUUUCUGUUUGCUAAACCUUGGAGAAAUAUGUGCCUCAGUCUAGAUGUUUUGUCUUCUCUUUUCUGCACUGAAUACCUGAGGGUUUGACCAAUCGACGCACCUCUGCAGGGGUGGGGCUGGCUCGCGGGGGCUGUGAUGCAAGCGUGGUGAGCAUGGCAUCGCCCGACGUGUAGACGUUUUCAGGGAAAGCAGAACGGAUUAACCGAAGAGACAAAACCUUUGUCCCAUGUGCUUUGCUCCUUUCUGUACAUAGCUCCUCGGCUCACGAACCUAAUUGUAAACAUUCAGGUAUUUUUGUACAAUAAGGGACUGAUGUUCUGUUUGUCAUUAGAAAUAAACAUUAAUACAGUGUUCUUCA
Messenger RNA from Cervus elaphus (red deer), 5020 nucleotides. It is a transcript of the gene GRB10, whose product is annotated as growth factor receptor bound protein 10. Gene Ontology annotation, molecular function: insulin receptor binding. Lineage: Eukaryota; Metazoa; Chordata; Mammalia; Artiodactyla; Cervidae. The record is from RefSeq and is a predicted model, not a curated record. Gene Ontology annotation, biological process: insulin receptor signaling pathway; negative regulation of Wnt signaling pathway; negative regulation of insulin receptor signaling pathway. The coding region runs from base 545 to 2341 and encodes 598 amino acids. The transcript has 18 exons.